AUGUCUCACAAUCCCGGACCGUCCCGUCGCAUUCCUGCUAAUUCAUACCCGCCCCUUCGCAAAGGCGUCCAACAUUACAAACUUGGGCAGAUGAUCGGCCAGCUACCGCAGCCCCAGAUCGACUACUACCAGGAGAAGCUGAAUCAGAUGACCUGGACCAGCGAGUUCUUCUACUCGUGGUCCAUCUUCCUCACCAAGAUGGCAGUCCUGGCGUUCUACUGGCGAAUGUUUAAGCGAUUGCCCAUCCGCUGGCCGAUCAUCAUCCUAGCUUGUUCCUGUGUCAUCUGGAUCAUAAUCCGGACUUUCAUGACCAUAUUUCGCUGUUCGCCCAUUCAGUACUACUGGCACAAGUCGAUCAAUGGUCACUGCUCUAUCGACGCUGCAACGUAUUACGUCGCAACCGAUUCGACACAUACUGCUCUCGACGUGCUUAUCCUUACUCUGCCUGUCUCUGAAGUUGUCAGGAUGAAACUCCCGUUGGGCCAGAAGAUCUCCGUUGUUGGUCUUUUCUCGUGCGGACUCAUCGUCUGUAUCGCCUCUGCCUUCCAGAUCGUCCAAAGUCGCCAGUAUAAUCCUCAGUCUAUAGAGGUGCCGCAUCAGCUGGCACUCUCCUUAACGUGGGCCGCCGUUGAGCUGAACUUGGCUGUUCUUGCUAGUUGCCUGCCUCUUCUGCGUCCCAUCUUCCGGAAGUUCAUUCCUGGCUUAUCUACUGGCGAUAGCUCGGGCACAAGUCGACCCAGCGUCGCAUUUGGCCCCUCUUCUGGCCCUAGGGUUGUACCGAGUUAUCUAAUGAGCGACGAGCUCUUCGACGAAAGCCUGCCUCACCUCGGGUCGGUUCAAGAGCAUCCUACCGUUUCCUUGCCAGAUUCCAAUGGUGCGAGCUUAACAGGACCCGCAACAGAUCAUAGAGAACGGCGUAUAUUGGGUAUGCAGGAUCCGCAAGGAAUUCAUCUACCCCCGCGGUCAUUUUAG
Messenger RNA from Thyridium curvatum, 972 nucleotides. RefSeq lists its product as uncharacterized. The record is from RefSeq and is a predicted model, not a curated record. Bases 1 to 972 code for a protein of 323 amino acids. The transcript is spliced from 3 exons. NCBI's taxonomy places the organism in Eukaryota, Fungi, Ascomycota, Sordariomycetes, Thyridiales, Thyridiaceae.